Moneuplotes crassus is the source of this 519-nucleotide messenger RNA. The record is from the annotation of a GenBank genome assembly. NCBI's taxonomy places the organism in Eukaryota, Ciliophora, Spirotrichea, Euplotida, Euplotidae.
AUGGAUAAUACCAACCCUGAAUACAUUGUUCAAGCCAUGGGCGAUGACCUGUGCGAGAUUCCAGAAGAGUCUCCAGUGUCUUCGAACUCGCUGAGUCCAACCAAACAGUGACACCAGAGCUUGCUUUGAAGCAACAAAGGAAGCAUCAAGAGCGAGGAAUUCGAUGGGUUUAUGCACGCGUUGAAGGACCAGUUCGCUAAAAGAUAUCGUUCUUCUACAGAAGAUGAUGGAAUCAUCCGCACCAACAAAGAAGCUACUUUCUCCAGACCUGUCUGGAUGCCUUAUCUAUCUAAGAAGUUCAGAAUCUUAAGAAAAAUCCAAUCAUAUAAAGUGUCUUGUUAUAGAAAAAGAUCAAGAAAAUACAAGGAAUUCAAACAUGGGAUAACUGGAGGUUCUAAACUUUGAAAGAAAAAUGAGAUAAGGUCAAUGUCCGAAAAUAUAAACAAAGGUUCUAUCAUUGAGCCUUUGAUCACAAUGAAUGACAUCAAGCCAGGGAAUAAACUUAAUCAAAAUUAUUAA